GAUACGCCCAUCACAGGAAGCCUUGCGAACGUGCGGGCAGUUUGGAGCCUGUUUCCUCACAAUUGCUGAUGGUGGACACGACCAGCAUGUGCAGCUCAUUCAAAUCUUGUCUCAAAUUCUGCAUCAUCUCCAUCAACAUUAUCAUUCUCUUAGCUGGCGGUGCAGCUCUAGGCGUUGGUAUCUGGAUCGUCAUCGAUGAAGACAGCUUCUUCAACACCCUGUACCCGCACAUAUUGGACGUGAGCACCAUAGACAAGGAGUUCCUCCGCCAUGCCGCCAUAGUCCUCGCGACCGGCGGGGCCGGUACGGUCUUCUUUGCCUUGCUGGGAAUAGCCGCGGCUGUGACGUCAAGCACCUGCUUACUGGGUUUGUAUAUAACUGUCAUCACUCUGGUUAUUGCUGUGGAAGUAGCGGCUGUUAUACUUGGGAUUGUGUUCAAGAAAGCGUGGGAACGAGAACUUGAUAAUGAGUUAAAAGAGAACAUGAAGAUGAAAUAUGGUGCGCCUUCAGAUGGGUUCACGGCGGCCAUGGACCAACUCCAAGGAAAGAAAAUGUGUUGUGGUUGGACAAACGGAAGUGACUACGUCAUGACCGGAAGCCAGUGGAACAGAACUCUUGAAGACGGAAGUUUAGCAACUAUCCCUGAUUCUUGCUGUAAAAUGGUGAAUGCCAGUAUCGUGAUGCCAAACUGUACAACUGCACCCACCUCUGAUAAUUCGUACUUCAAUCAGGGUUGCAAGUCAUCUUUAUAUGACCUCUUUGUGAACUACCAAGCUUGUAUCAUUGGCUUUGGAGCAGGUAUCGCAGGGAUAGAGUUUCUCAUGCUGCUUUUAGCCAUUUUUCUGAUCGCAAACAACGACUCCAACAAAUACAAUAUGAGCUGAUAGCUGUUGCCUGUUUUGUUACCACUUGAGGAGAAGAGAGCAUCAUUUGGCGCUUACUUGGAGAUCUGGGUAUUUAAUUGUUGUCUACAUGAUGGCCAAGCUUGGCACGAACUGCCAAUAUUACCCUUGCGUGCAAACAUUGCACUCGCUUGUUUACAUUUCCGCCCGGGUAAAGCAAUUAAUAUGACAUGCUAACAUUACAUGUGCAUUCGCCUGUAAAAACAGCGCAGCCUGUCUGAUCAUCGAAUGAACCAUCCAAUGUAUGAAAUUCAAUACAACCUUGUAUAUUUAUAGAUUCUACAAAUAUUUUUUGACAAAAACACAUGAAAUGACUUCCUAUACCAUUCUAACUUAUGUAAGGUAAAGCGUGAUUAGGUUUGUUAUUUGUACGUCAUUAUAAGUCCGUUAUUUAUGUAUUUAGAUAUAAAUAGCAAUGAACGUAUCAUACAUAGCCUUUUAUUUACUGUUGUGGUCUUAACAUCCUGCAUUUGAAGACUGAGAGUGUAUCACUAUCACUGACUUAUGUAUUUACAGAAUAGAAAUGGUUUAUCAAUGUUAUGUAUAUUGAUGUACACGUAUAGUACGUUUUGAAUGGUGACGUAAAUCAAUUCGCCUAAUGCGCAACAGGAGCUACAGAACCUAGUAUUGUUAUUUUGAUAUGAUAUCCAGUUAUUUCAUUGGCUAGUCAUCUUCUUGUAUUACCACAUUAUCGACUGACUACGGUCAAAUCGCCGAGGUGACGUCAGGUUACAUCAAUUCGUGUACAUAUUCCACUUCGGGAAAUCAAGACAACAAUGUUGAGAUACACUUCUUCAAGUCUGAAAGUUUAUGCCGGGACUUUAUUAUUUACUGAGACCAUAGCUUGUUAUGUUACUUAUAUAUAUAUAUUACAUAUAUGUUAAGAAAUGUUUUCACUGAAACAUAUUUUACUUCGCAAUGAAACUAUGCAAAGUCUUGUAAAAUUCUUGCAACGUUCUUGAAGUGAGCUGAAUUUACAAGAUGUAUGCUGUUUACCAUUGUAAAGAGAUGUGUGAGUAAUCUUAUUUGGACAGAAAA
Haliotis rubra (blacklip abalone) is the source of this 1940-nucleotide messenger RNA. RefSeq names its product CD151 antigen-like. The transcript has 8 exons. Bases 69 to 884 code for a protein of 271 amino acids. NCBI's taxonomy places the organism in Eukaryota, Metazoa, Mollusca, Gastropoda, Lepetellida, Haliotidae. The record is from RefSeq and is a predicted model, not a curated record. Gene Ontology annotation, cellular component: membrane.